AUGCCGAGCCACUCCCGCAGUCGAGACCGCAUUCGCGGCCGCGAGCCGGGCUCCGACCACACGCGCCGACGAUAUCGGGAAGACGAUUAUGACGACGACUUUGAUUACGACCCUCGCGAGCGCCGGUACCGACGGGACGGAUAUCGCCCAAGACGAGGCGACUCACGAGAUUACGAACCCCGCAGCUAUUACGAUCAAGAUGCCGACGACGUAAACGAAUAUGACAUGGCCCCGGAGGACCCUGGGGUGCCUCUGAGACGAUCGCGUGGAGAGAGCAGGCGCAGGGAGAGGUCCCAAUCGAACGCAUCGCCACUUGCGUCGCCGCGGAGGACUCGCGACCGAGACAGGGGUAGGGGAGACCGGGACCGCGCUGGAGAGAGCGAUGCAGAGCGGAGGCGUCGCAGGGAAAGGAGGCGUGCCGCGGCAUCGAAGCACGAGAGUACUGAGUCGACUAGUAGUGCGUCUCAUCUGUUGAGUGCUGAUGCACUGGCCAAGCUAAGCUCACAGUACGAUGACGAAGAACGAGAGGAUCGAUCUCGCACGACGGGCGACUCUCGAGCGGAGAGGAAACGGCCACGCAAGCGCCCCGUGGUGGAAGGGGAAUCCCAGAUGCUGGAACCGUUCCCGGACGAUACGCCCAGAGGGCAGUCGAAAGGUCGAAUCGUGUCCGGCGCAUACUUGGAAGAGGGUCGAAAUCCCGACAUGAACGUUCGACAUCGUGGCGGCGGCGGCGGCGGCCCCCCAACGGAAAGUACAUGGCAGAAGGAGGGAGAUUGGGGUGAUAGUAUGGGUGGCUCCGGUGAUGGCCAGACCUCGAAGAAACGGAAGAAAUGGAUAUGGAUUGCCAUUGCUCUGCUAAUCAUCAUAUGUGCGAUUGUCAUUCCCGUUGCGGUGGUAAUGUCGAAAAAGAACAAAGAUUCGUCCGACUCGGCUGAUGGGGGCGACAACGAAGACGACGAUGAUGAUAAGCCUGCUAAUACCGAACUAAAUGGCAAGAGCCAUGACAGUAUUCCUGAAUAUGCCCGGGACACAGUGCUCGAUCCCUGGACUUGGUACGACACGACUGACUUCAACGUGACAUUCACAAAUGAAACCGUGGGCGGCCUUCCUAUCAUGGGACUAAAUUCUUCCUGGGACGACUCGGCAAGGGCAAACGAGCACGUUCCUCCUCUGAAUAAACGAUUCCCUUAUGGCUCGCAGCCGAUCCGUGGCGUAAACGUCGGUGGCUGGCUGUCGAUCGAACCGUUCAUCGUUCCGUCAUUUUUCGACAAAUAUUCAUCGAGAGACGGUAUCAUCGACGAAUACACUCUUACUAAACGACUCGGAGACUCAGCGCCCAAGAAGAUCGAGCGACAUUAUGCCAAAUUCAUCACGGAACAGGAUUUUGCGGACAUCAAAGAUGCGGGACUGGACCACGUUCGAAUUCAGUUCUCCUACUGGGCGGUUGAAACCUACGACGGCGACCCCUACGUGGCGAAGAUUUCGUGGAGAUAUUUACUGCGGGCUAUCGAAUACUGUCGAAAGUAUGGACUACGGGUUAAUCUCGAUCCACACGGGAUCCCUGGGAGUCAGAACGGAUGGAAUCAUAGUGGCCGUGAGGGGACGAUCAAUUGGUUAAACGGAACUGACGGCGAUGUCAAUCGGAAACGGUCUCUUGAGUUUCACGACAAGAUCUCUCAAUUCUUUGCCCAGGAUCGAUACAAAAACAUCGUCACCAUCUAUGGCCUGGUGAAUGAGCCCCUCAUGCUCUCACUGCCGGUGGAAGACGUGCUUAACUGGACGACCGACGCCACCAAAUUGGUGCAAAACAAUGGCAUCGAUGCCUUUGUUGUUGUCCACGAUGGUUUCCUGAAUCUGAGUAAAUGGAAGAAGAUGCUGAAAACGCGUCCCGAUAACAUGUUCCUGGACACCCAUCAAUACACGAUCUUUAACACCGGCCAGACCGUCUUGAAACAUACAGACAGAAUCAACCUCAUUUGCAACGAUUGGUACCACAUGAUCCAGGAGAUCAACACCACAGACGCAGGCUGGGGACCGACCAUCUGUGGUGAGUGGUCUCAAGCCGACACCGACUGCACGAAGUAUCUCAACAAUGUCGGCCGCGGUACUCGCUGGGAAGGCACCUUCUCCACCACAGACUCGACCGCCUAUUGUCCCACGGCCGACGACGGCCCUUCGUGCGAUUGCACCAACGCCAAUGCCGACAUCGCCGACUAUUCGGAUGACUACAAGAAAUGGCUGCAGACGUAUGCCGAAGCCCAAAUGUCCGCCUUCGGAACAGCGCAGGGCUGGUUCUACUGGACGUGGCAUACAGAGACGGCCGCGCAGUGGAGUUAUAAAACCGCUUGGAAGAACGGGUUUAUGCCUAAGAAGGCAUACGCGCCCGAUUUUAAGUGUGGGGAUGAUGUCCCUAGUUUUGGUGACUUGCCAGAGAAUUAUUAG
This is a messenger RNA of Aspergillus affinis, 2442 nucleotides long. RefSeq names its product putative exo-beta-1,3-glucanase (gene exg2). The record is from RefSeq and is a predicted model, not a curated record. Gene Ontology annotation, molecular function: beta-glucosidase activity. The coding region runs from base 1 to 2442 and encodes 813 amino acids. Gene Ontology annotation, biological process: glucan catabolic process. The transcript has 3 exons. Lineage: Eukaryota; Fungi; Ascomycota; Eurotiomycetes; Eurotiales; Aspergillaceae. Gene Ontology annotation, cellular component: cell surface; extracellular region.